GGUGCAGCCGAGGAGGCUACUUUGUUACAGCGGAGCCACUGGAAAAAACGGCUGAGGGAAAUCGGUAGGAAAGUGUGAGCACUUCUGGGAAAACGGCGGAGCGGACCGCGUGUUACCGGGGCUGUGCGGUGGCGCUUGUUUGACCAACUUGUCAGGGGAUUUAAACUUUCCAUUUUCGCCGAAAAAAGAGGGCAAUUGCAAACUUCCCCGAAGAGGACUUCUCCCAUUCAGGAUGUCGGACUGAGACAAAGGGGUCUGGGGGCAUUCCCGUCGGAGUGCAGGUCUAACUUGAUUCUUGAAGCCUCCUCUGGAUGGGAAAGAUGGAGAGGGAGUUGCAGUGGUGGAAGGGACAGCUAGCCGCAGAUAUCCAUCAGUCCCUCCGCAUCAAGGAGCUGAAGUUGCCAGUCUAUCGGGCCCAUUCGCCUCAGAUCGGCAUGCGACGGUACUUUGCGGACUUGCUGGCCAUCCUGUCUAACCGCUACCAGCUAUGUCCCACAGCACGCCACCUGGCCGUCUACCUGCUAGACUUGUUCAUGGACCACUAUGACGUGGCCGUCAAGCAGCUCUAUGUCAUCGCACUGUCCUGUCUGCUCCUAGCCAGUAAGUUUGAGGAGAAGGAGGACCGGGUUCCCAAACUGGAGCAGCUCAAUUCGCUGGGCUUCAUGUGCAGCCUCAACCUGGUUCUCAACAAGAGGGAUCUGAUCAAGAUGGAGCUUCUCCUGCUGGAGACCUUUGGCUGGAACCUGUGCAUGCCCACGCCGGCUCACUUUAUUGACUACUACCUCCAUGCCUCAGUGCAGGAGGGUGACCUGUACAAUGGCUGGCCCCUCUCCUCCCUCUCCAAGACCAAGGCUUUCAUGGACAAGUAUACCCACUACUUCCUGGAAGUCUCACUGCAAGACCAUGCCUUUCUGAGUUUCCGGCCAUCUCAGGUUGCUGCUGCGUGUGUGGCAGCAUCUCGUAUUUGCCUCCAGAUCUCCCCCAGCUGGACAACUGCUCUGCAUCUGCUAACAGGCUACACCUGGGACCACCUCACCCAGUGCAUUGAACUCAUGCUGCUUGCUCAUGACAACGAUGUGAAGGAGGCCAACAAAACCAAAUCCACACCUCCCCACCGGACCUCCUCUCUGCAGUCUCAGCCCCAGACCUCUCACCUCUCUCCGGUCUCAGCCAUCCAGACACCAGCGUCCUCCUCUUCCACCUCCACCCCCCAGCAGUUGCUGUUUCAGCCUGAUGCCUUCCAACAUCUGUCUCAGCAUUCCCCCUCCCUGUCCCAGCUGCAGGUGUUAGCCGACUCCCAGGCUUUGGGCCCUGUGGUGAACAUGUCUCAGGACUUCCUUCAGAGCCACAGAAUGGGCCUACUGACUGGGGCUCCCUCCAUGACUCCAAGUGGGGCCUUCCCUUCCUACCCAGGCCUGACCUCUGGACUCCAGCCUGGGGCCCGAGCGCUGCCACUCCAGGGCCCUAUCUCUGUGCAGAUGGCCCUCACCGGAGAGCCCCGCCACUGCCUGAGUAUGGCCUACAGCGGGGGCUACCUGGGGGCCCACCACACUUUCACAGCCGGCUGUUUCGACAGGUGACGCCAGGAGACGGAGAGGGAACACAAUUCCCAGCGGGAGUGCACUGCAAUGCUUCCGUCCCAACUUCCUCCCCCCUUACAGCCACUCACAGACCUCCUGUCUCUCUCCGUCAGCACUGUGCCACCUUCAGCUUGCCCAGCUCCCCCGUCCCUCUCACAGAAACGCCUCAAGCGUAAGCAGAGGUCCAAAGGCAACAUAGACCCAGUGGAGGUCAUCACAUUGACGUGACAAAUACACCACUGACUGAUAUGAAAUAGCUGGGCAUAGCAAAAUUGUUCUUGCCAUAUUGUUAACUGGUUUAUAUAUAUCUGUGUUAUGAUACUGUCAUCACUGUGAAUGAGAUGAAAGCAGCACAGUGUGAUCUAACACCCACCUCAUCCUGUGCCUGUGCCUCAGUUGUGUGAUAGCUGAGCCAAUCUGAGGAGAACACAAAACAUCUCUGUGAUAAGGAUAGCUUGCUGCUUGACAUCUUUUAAUUCUAAUCCAAAAAUUAUGAACACAUUUCAGAGAGGAAAAGUGGACCAGUGAAUGCUUGUUUCUCGAGUCACCAUUCGAGAUAAGUAGAAUCUCAAAUAGUGGCUUGUCGCUGACUUGGCAGUGAGCAAACGGGCUGUGUCACUGAAAUGUUGGUGAAUAAGAAUUUUUGCCACCGGCAAGCAUGGAUCUAAUGCCUGAAGUCUCUCUCAAAGCCACAGGGCCCCUCUGGGAAUUCCUUCACCACAUAAGCUCUCAGAGGGGGGCAAAGAAUUCAUUGUUCAGUGCACAGCAGGUAAAAUCUACAGUUCUGGCAUACCUGCCGUGUUUUGCUUCUUUCCUCCUCUCUCUUUCUUCCUCUUCAUCUAUCCUCUCCCAUCUCCAAAGUCUAGCCUUGUAGUGGAGACCUCACAUUUGUGAUGUGUGGCGACCUCCAGCCGCAGGCCUUGUCAUACUAAAGCUUAAAAUUUCAGCGUUUCCAGCACCACUCAAAGAAUUAAAAAAAAAAAAAAUAUGAACUGAUGUGACCGGUUGUGAUUGGACCCCUGUGGUCCAGGAGACUUGGACAUUGGUUGUGUAUUGUACAUAUGAAUUGCUGCUGCCUUCUUAUGAACUGUUGGUUCUGUGUCUGUGUUAAUGACUGAUGUUUACAUGAACCACAAAGUAUCAGGGACUUGAACAAGAUUACUUGAAUAUGAUGCCAUUGAAACAUGCCAUAGCUUUUAUUUAUGACGACACACUUUUUCUUGUCCUUGAUUUUUGUACUUCUUUUUGGUUGAUGUAGUGUAGCUUUUUUUUUUUUUUUUUUAAAUACCAACGUAGAAACACACCAUGAAAUAAGAAAUGAUAGAUUUCGUGGUACCUUUUCACAGAAACUGUCUGCUCAGGGUUCAAGGCUGAAACCAACAGCCUUCCCAUUAUUCUGUCCUAUUGGGGUAUGCUUUAAAUUGAUGCUAAAAUGGCAUCCAUGGGGUCUGGCAAGUUCCCCUUCUUCACCACUGGACCAUACUACUCUGCUUAGAAGUCAGCAGCUGACUCCUGAGUAAGCCUUUAGCUUAAAAAAAAAGAAGAAAAAAAAUGAACAGUAUAUAUAUCUGGUGGAACAACCUUGUGGUGAAACACACACACAUCUGCAGCUAGUCUUCAGUAAUUGCUUCCCAGAUUUCUAAAGCUGGCAAUUCCCAAUUUUCCACUUCCUGUUAAAGUAUAAACACAUCCAGAUUCCCGGUGCCGGUCACAAGGGUUGACCACUGGUUACCAUGGUGAUGCCUAAAAUGACCAUGGACCCUGACAUAUAGGAUGUUGGUUAUUCAUGGCUGAAUUGAAACCAAUGGCAGCUCAAUGCUGUGCAGUGUUGUGAGCUUCUUUUGGACUAAACCGAAUAAGUAAUGAUAUAAAGGUUUUGCCGAUUACAUGGUGCCUCUUCUCACCCAAACUGUGAUCUUCUGGCUUUACACUUCAAACAGAUGGGGCUGCUGUGGACAUCCUACCACGCCAGUGCCUUGUCCUCAGCAGCUGCCAGGCUGGAGCUGUGCUGUGAAUCAUAAAUUCAUGGUCAGAGACUUACAUUUCCCUGUUAACACUGUAUGAAGCCUGCUGUAAACCCUAAAUGUAACACUCUGACUAAAACGGCCUCUUUGCAUACUCACCCAUGAAUCACCAAAUUUGUUCCAGCCAGACCUCUGUAUGCUUUCCUACCACUGUAAAGGACACGUUCGUAUACUAUACAUUUAUAUGACCUAUGACACUAUGCCUUUGUUUUUCUCUCUUUGUUUGUACAGUUUUGUUAUAUUUUUUACAUUCCCUUUGUUUCAGUGUAUUUUAGUUUAAAGUUGUUGUUUUUUUCUUUUUCAUCUCUCAUGAUCAAUGCCGCUGGUGUGAACUAGUUUUUUUUUUUUUUUUUUUUUUAAAGAGUACAACUUGCUCUUCCCUCACUACUCAUAAGAGCAACUUCUCACUGAGGUCUCAAAGGUGCAAUAUGUUGUUGUCUGUUUAUAGAUUUUCCACAGCCAUCACUGUCUCGUGUACACCACUGGUUCAUCUUUUGUAAUUUAUUUUUUUUGAAAAUUGUGUGAUUUGACUUGCUGUAGGUUGAUUUCUGCCAGAGGGCAGUGGGCUCUGAACACAGUAAAUAUGUUGCAUAUUGCAGCCACCUACUUUGAGGGAUAUACUGAAUACAUUGGUCUUUAGCUAGAGUUAUACUGUGCAUUUUUCCCCUCCUGCGAAAGGUGCUGAAGUCACUCACACCAAACAAGUAACAUUUGUCUGAUGUGAUGGUAAUGAAAUGACACCACAAACUUCCCACUUUAUAUUUUUAUAUUAUUUUGUAACAGUGUAGGAUUUGUUUUAUGUGACACUGAAUGAUAAAAGGAAUUCUUUUAUCAAACGUGCCAUGGAAAAUAAACAACGCAAGUGAACUGAA
Messenger RNA from Myripristis murdjan (pinecone soldierfish), 4476 nucleotides. It is a transcript of the gene ccnjl, whose product is annotated as cyclin J-like. The record is from RefSeq and is a predicted model, not a curated record. Lineage: Eukaryota; Metazoa; Chordata; Actinopteri; Holocentriformes; Holocentridae. The coding region runs from base 312 to 1580 and encodes 422 amino acids. The transcript has 6 exons.